Molecule: messenger RNA, 2319 nt
Organism: Diospyros lotus (date-plum)
Lineage: Eukaryota; Viridiplantae; Streptophyta; Magnoliopsida; Ericales; Ebenaceae
Product: lysM domain receptor-like kinase 4
Exons: 1
Coding region: 241-2187 (648 amino acids)
Biological process (GO): protein phosphorylation
Molecular function (GO): ATP binding; protein kinase activity
Source: RefSeq, a predicted model, not a curated record
GCCGUUUUACACCUCUCUUUUCUUCCAGGAAAUUUCUUCUUCGUCUUACUGAUUCCUAUAUAUUAUUAAUUAGGCAUAUAUCUUUUUCCCUCGAGGAGGAGGAGGAGGAGGAGGACUCUACUCUGCCCCGACCUCACCUUGAAAUACAUCCCUUUGCUUUCCCGUUCAUUAUUUUAUAAAGAAGAAAGGGCGUCUUCUUUCUUGACUUGUUGAUCCAUCACCAACACCAACACUACCACAAUGGAAUUGUUGUUGCCCCGACGUCUCAUCUCUGUUUUCUCAAUCAUUCUCAUAGCUUCUUCUUCUGCCCCUUGUUCGAUUCACGCCCAGCAGCCUUAUGUGGGCAAGGCCACGUCAAAUUGCGACGGCAAUUCAAAUUCGGUUCUUGGCUACACCUUCAAUGGCUUAAACGCGACUUGCCAGGCUUACCUCACCUUCAGAUCCCAGCCCCCAUACACCACCGUUGCUUCCAUCUCCGAGCUCUUGGGAGCCGACCCAUCCCUGCUCUCCCAGCUCAACUCAGUUUCCCAGAAUGCAUCGUUCCAAACAGAUCAACUGGUGCUUGUUCCCACCCGGUGCUCUCGUUCAGGUACCUAUUACCAAGCAAACACAUCUUAUGUUGUUAAAAGUGGAGAUAUUUAUUUGUCCAUUGCCAACUACGUCUUCCGUGGUCUAUCAGCCUGUCAGGCUAUCCAGGCCCAGAACCCUAAUCUCACUGCCAAAACCUUACACCCCGGUGACAGAUUACUUAUUCCCCUGAGAUGUGCUUGUCCUACCAAAAACCAAACCGAUGCUGGCUUUAAUUAUCUAUUGAGUUAUGUGAUCGCCCCGGCUGACUCCGUUUCUCUCAUAAGUUCGAAUUUCAGGGUAGAUACUGGCAAGACUCUCGAAGCCAAUCAACUAUCUGAACAGGAUCCCACCAUCUAUCCCAAUACUACCCUUCUAGUUCCUCUCCGAAAGCCACCGUCAAUUUCGCAGAUUAGAGCGCCGCCUCCGCCUCCGCCAGCGUCUCCUCCGCCUCCAACCACUUCUCCUCCGUCAAAUGGCGGCAGCUCUAGCAAAACAUGGGUGUAUGCUCUCGUCGGAGCUCUUGGGGGCGGUGCCUUUGUUUUGCUCGCUGGAAUCAUUCUUUUCUGCUUGUUCUUCCGUAAAAGCGCCCAGAAAAACAAGCAGAAAAAAGAUCCAAGUAUCAACUCGGAGAGUUUUGAGGCGGCGGAGAAGCCACAUGAGAAAAUUGUGGAGGAAGAGUCCAAGGACUUUUUGGAGAGUAUAUCUGAUAUAGCUCAAUCUCUCAAAGUAUAUAGUUUUCAAGAACUUCAGUCUGCAACCCAGAAUUUCAGUCCCAGCUGUUGGAUUAGAGGAUCUGUUUAUCACGGCACGAUCAAUGGGGAUUCUGCUGCCAUCAAGAAGAUGGACGGAGACGUGUCAAAGGAAAUAGAUUUGCUAAACAAGACCAGCCACUUCAAUCUCAUCCGGCUGUCAGGUGUUUGUUUCAAUGAAGGGCAUUGGUAUCUUGUUUAUGAAUACGCUGUUAAUGGACCCUUGAGUGACUGGAUUUAUCACCGUAACAGUGAUCACAAGUUUCUAAAUUGGACACAGAGAGUACAGAUUGCUUUGGAUGUGGCCACGGGGCUUAACUAUAUCCAUAACUAUACAUCUCAACCCUAUGUCCACAAGGAUAUAAAGAGCGGUAAUGUUCUUCUGGAUGGUGAUUUUAGGGCUAAGAUUGCCAACUUUGGGCUAGCAAGAUCAGCAGGUGGUCAGGAAGGCGAAUUUGCAUUGACAAGGCAUAUCGUUGGCACACAAGGUUACAUGGCUCCGGAGUAUUUGGAGCAUGGUUUUGUCUCGACGAAGAUGGAUGUCUACUCAUUUGGGGUACUCAUGCUGGAGAUACUUACCGGGAAAGACGUCAAAGAGUUGUAUGAAAGGUUUAGCAUCAUGUCAGACAUCUUGAUUCCUGUGCUUAAUGAGAAAAAGGGGAAGCAGAGCUUGGUUGAUUUCAUGGAUCCUUCUUUGCAAGGGAAUUACCCUGCAGAACUUGCCAUUUUUGUAGCCCGAUUGGUUGAUAGUUGCAUAAAGAAAGAUCCAUCAGGCCGGCCAGGCAUGGAUGAGAUUUUGCAAUCUCUAACACAAAUUAUGACCACAUCGCAGAACUGGGAAAUGUCAAAUAGCAUCUCAGGGUACUAAAGUUUCAGUUACAGCUUUUCUACCAACUUCUUUCUUUUUGCCUUUUCAUCUUCUUGGCUUCUGUUUCCCUUUUUGCGGACUAUCUGUUAGGUGUAAAUUGUUUUGAAAUGACAGAUUUGUUGUUUCAAGCUA